AUGAGCUCCGAGCAAUCAACUUCUCUCAAGCGACCGCGCUCCCCGACCGAGCCUCAACCUCUCCCAGCAGCAAAGAUCCCCCGGACUGCUACGAACCACCUGCAGAUCAACUACCUGGUCCGGCAACACAAGGACACGAUCCCCCUUGUCACGGUCAAUGACAAGCUUCCGGAAAUCGCUCGCCUGCUGGGGGAAUAUGAUGGGGUUAUACAACGCCAUGAGAGCAUGGCAGGCAACUUGGGAGCUUGUCCGGUCGGCCCCAUCCUCGUCAAGCGGUUCGAAAAAAUGUUCGAUGGGCCACCAAAGAUCCUCAAGUCUCAUGCGAAAGAUGCCCAUGUGAGCUGGUUGGACGUGGUCGAGUUUGCUCAGAACAACCCCAAGCAGUUCAACCUAGAAAGAACUCGCAACGGAGUGCGGGUCUGUCAGUUCUACACCAAACAGUGUCGGGUCGAAAUUUCGGAGGAGGAUUUUGUCCUCAUCGCCAGUGGGAUGCCGCAGAAACUUAUCCCACCGCAGCCCAUCGUUGAAGACGAAGAAAAGGAACUGGGUGUUAUGGAUCUGUUAGACCGCAAUCUCGGCCAGGUCAUUCAGCUUGCAGACCAAGUAUCUGGCCGAGCGCGACAAUUGAUCCACAAGAUGAAAGGUCGGCGCACAGCAAUCUUGAGCAGACGCGAGCAGGAGGCCGAGGCACAACGACACGCCGUGAGAACCGAAGCACCUCCCUUUUCGCCCCUAGACACGAACGGCGCGAGCAGCAUCCGCGCAGUAAGGAGUGUUGAGGCCUCUCAAUCGCCUCCAGUCGGGUUUAGAGCAGUCAAUUUGAGACAAUCCACUUCCGCGGAAACAGACCUUCGGCGUCCAUCUUCCACCAACGACGUUCCACGGAGUACUAUCGACGACUCUUGUGGCUCGUCAAUUGGGGGAAACGUCACCAUCAUCAAUGGCAAGUCGAUCAAAGAUGCUUCUCCAUCAGAGCGAGCCGAGUUGAUGAGGAAUUUCUUGACCCCAAGCGAACGGGAAGCUGGUUUGACUGAAGACACUGUUCGGCGUUCGUCGCUGGGAGGCAACACCGCUCGAACACAGGCGAUGCAAGCCGCCUCUGCAGAAAAGCAGCGCUCCCGUUCGAUUGAACUGGGAGCCGGAAGUGCGUCGACAGUGGCCAUACCGAAUACCCCGGCGUCUCUCAUGCCUCACAUGAAGCCCGCCACGUUGGACAGGGAUGACGGCGGGCCAUUCAAGGCGGAGAUGGUGCGAAGAAUGGAUAACAUGUGGAAGGGCGACCGAGUGAUUCCUCCAUGCGAUCGAUGUCGCAGGCUGCACAUGGACUGUCUCAAGAACCUCACAGCGUGCAUGGGCUGUACCAAGAAGCAUGCCAAAUGUUCGUGGAAGGAGGUCAAGGCAGAUGAGUUGGAGAUGACCGCACCUGGAUCAACUUCGCCCGACAGGAACGCAACACGAGGCGCUUCGGCCAGGGAAAGCGCGCCACCCCUGUCAGCUGGAUCCGCGAUGGAGGUGAAUCGCCAGGCAGAGGAAAUGCAAAGAUCCGCGAGCAUUGCCCGAGCCUCUCUAGAUCUGGCAAGUGAGAAGUCUCUGACUUUGAAGGACGACGGGUCACAGGGGACGCGGGCAGACACGACUACCAAGACUGAGACGAUACCAUCCAGCACUUUGACAGGACGAUUUGAUGUUCGGCCGCCGCCGUUGGUUCAGCAAUUGCAAGAUGCUGCAGACGAACGAGCACUGGGCGGGCCAAGUUCUUAUGCACCGGUGUUUUCGCCAAGAGAAGAGGAGCAUGCAGACGGCCAUGACGAAGACGACGAAGGUGAUCGAUUACAGGCACUGGCAGCACAAGUCUACCGAAGUGCCUCUCAAAGUGGACAACGCUAG
This is a messenger RNA of Cladophialophora psammophila CBS 110553, 1887 nucleotides long. RefSeq lists its product as uncharacterized. Gene Ontology annotation, biological process: regulation of DNA-templated transcription. The record is from RefSeq and is a predicted model, not a curated record. The transcript is spliced from 2 exons. Bases 1 to 1887 code for a protein of 628 amino acids. Gene Ontology annotation, molecular function: zinc ion binding; DNA-binding transcription factor activity, RNA polymerase II-specific. NCBI's taxonomy places the organism in Eukaryota, Fungi, Ascomycota, Eurotiomycetes, Chaetothyriales, Herpotrichiellaceae.